GGAUGGAGAUCAGCCAGGACCUCCCAGCCAUCGAUGGCCACAGAGCCCUCCAAAUAUGGAUUGCUGAGAACGUAAAGAUGCUGCCACUGCCCGAAAGGGCUCAUGGGAAUUUCUUCGAGGACUGCUGCUAUGUCAUCCUCCAUGUCCCUCAGAGUCCAAAGACUACCCAGGGAUGGUCCAGUGACCUGCACUACUGGAUCGGGAAGGAGGCCAGCACAGAGGCUCGGGAGGCCGCGGUCACCUUUGCCCAGCACCUGCAGGAGGACCUAGGAGACCAGAUCGUGCUGCACCGAGAGUCACAGGGCCAUGAGUCCGACUGCUUCCACAGCUAUUUCCCCGGAGUCAUCUAUAGGAAGGGAGGCAGAGGCCCUGCUCUCAAGCAUGUGGAGACCCACACGUACAAUGUCCAGCGACUGCUCCACAUCCUGGGAAAGAAGCACGUGUCUGCCACCGAAGUGGCCUUGUCCUGGAGCAGCUUUAACAAGGGGGGCAUCUUCCUGUUGGACCUGGGCAAGGUGAUGAUCCAGUGGAAUGGACCCAAAACCAGCAUUUCUGAGAAAUCACGGGCGCUGACCCUGACUUGCAGCCUCAGAGACAGGGAGCGAGGUGGUCGUGCCCAGAUUGGUGUCGUGGAUGACGAGAAUGAAGCUGUCGACCUCAUGCGCAUCAUGGAGGCUGUGCUGGGCCACAGGUCAGGCAGCCUGUGUGCCUCUGUGCCCAACAGCUGUGUUAGCCAGCUACAGAAAGCCAACGUCCGUCUCUACCAUGUCUGCGAGAAGGGAACCGACCUCGUGGUCCAGGAAUUGGCGACCCGUCCACUGACCCAGGACCUCCUGCAAGAGGAUGGCUGCUAUCUCCUGGACCAGGGUGGCUUCAAGAUCUACAUGUGGCAGGGACGCAAGUCCAGCCCCCAGGAGAAGAAGGCUGCCUUCAGCAGGGCUAUGGGCUUUAUCCAGGCCAAAGGCUACCCGAACUACACCAAUGUGGAGGUGGUGAACGACAGCGCGGAGUCCACAGCCUUCCAGCAGCUCUUCAGAACAUGGUCAAAGGAGCUAGAUAGGAAAAAUCACAGAGGGAAGAGUAAACAGUUGCAGGUAAAACUGGACGUAGGCAAGCUGCACAGCCAGCCUGAGCUAGCGGCCCAGCUCAGAAUGGUGGACAACGGCUCUGGGAAGGUGGAGGUGUGGUGCAUCCAGGACUCAGGAAGACAGCCUGUGGAUCCCAAGCACCAUGGCCAGCUGUGCUCAGGGAACUGCUACCUUGUCCUCUACACAUACCAGAAGCUGGGCCGAGUCCAGUACAUCUUGUACCUAUGGCAGGGCCACCAAACCAGCACAGAAGACAUUGCCACCCUGAACUACCAUGCUGAGGAAAUGGAUCUCACGUACCAGGGAGCACUGGUGCAGGCACAUGUGACCAUGGGCAGAGAGCCCCCUCACUUCCUAGCCAUCUUCCAGGGGCAGCUGGUGGUCUUCCAGGGGAGUGCAGGCAACAAAGGGAAGAGGCCGUCAAUAUCCGGCACCAGGCUUUUCCACAUGCAAGGGACCGACAGCCACAACACCAGCACCAUGGAGGUGCCGGCCCGAGCCUCCUCCCUCAAGUCCAGUGAUAUCUUCUUUCUGAUCACAGCUGAUGUUUGCUACCUCUGGUUUGGGAAGGGCUGUAAUGGGGACCAGCGUGAGAUGGCAUGGAUGGUGGUCACUGUCUUCUCGGGGAAUAACAAGGAAAUGGUGCUGGAGGGUCAGGAGUCUCCCCACUUCUGGGAGGCCAUCGGAGGCCGGGCCCCCUAUGCCAGGAACAGGAGGCUUGCCGAGGAGGUCUCCAGCGUCCAGCCCCGACUGUUCGAGUGCUCCAGCCACUCAGGCUGCCUGGUCCUCACGGAAGUGCUGUUUUUUGGCCAAGAGCACUUGGACCAGUAUGACAUCAUGUUACUGGACACCUGUCAUGAGAUCUUCCUGUGGCUGGGGGAAGCUGCAGGCGAGUGGAAGAAGGAAGCAGUGGCCUGGGGCCAGGAGUACCUAAGGGCUCACCCAGCAGAGAGGAGCUCAGCCACACCCAUCGUUCUGGUCAAGCAGGGCCAUGAACCCGCCACCUUCACUGGAUGGUUUGUCACCUGGGAUCCCUACAAGUGGAUGAGCAACCGGUCCUAUGAGGAGGUGGUGGAGGACAGCCUGGGACCAGGGUCUUCCAUCUCUGAGAUAACAGCAGAAGUCCAUAACUUGCAGCUGACUCCACCGCCAAGCGAUAACAAGGCAGGUCACUCGACGCUGCUGGCCUUCAAGGUUUCCCAGGACGGCCCAGAGAGUGAUUCGGAGCCGGGCCUCGGGAUUGAUGGCGAGAACCCCAGCCUGAACCCCACCAGCAGCUGCAGCAGCUCAACGGCCAAUGGGAGUCUUCCCCGGGAAAGGCUGAGGCACCAGGCAGUGGAGGACCUGCCACAGGGUGUGGACCCUGCCCGAAGGGAGUUCUAUCUCUCAGACUCUGACUUCCAAGACAUCUUUGGGAAAUCCAAGGAGGAGUUCUACCGCAUGGUCAAGUGGAAACAGCAGCAAGAGAAAAAGAAGCUGGGCUUCUUCUGAACUUGAAAAACCUGUUCAUCCCUCCUGAGAUAACUCCUGCUUCCUAAUA
Messenger RNA from Acomys russatus (golden spiny mouse), 2628 nucleotides. It is a transcript of the gene Vill, whose product is annotated as villin like. The transcript has 19 exons. NCBI's taxonomy places the organism in Eukaryota, Metazoa, Chordata, Mammalia, Rodentia, Muridae. Gene Ontology annotation, molecular function: actin filament binding; phosphatidylinositol-4,5-bisphosphate binding. Bases 3 to 2579 code for a protein of 858 amino acids. The record is from RefSeq and is a predicted model, not a curated record. Gene Ontology annotation, cellular component: cytoplasm; actin cytoskeleton. Gene Ontology annotation, biological process: actin polymerization or depolymerization; actin filament severing; barbed-end actin filament capping.